AUGAAGCUCCUAUCUUUCUUAUUAGUCUUUUCCCUCACUCCACAGGUGGUGCUAUCCGCCGAUGCGAUUGAGGGAGUGUGCAACGGCAUUAAGAGCAUCUACGACUGCAAGGCCAUCAUCACGAUCCCUACCGGAGCCAAAGUGAAAACGUGCAAGAACAAGUUUUUCGAGACUGAUCCGUGCAAAACGAAAUUCGAGUACAACUAUCCUUGCCCAACAUGGCGGAAACCCGGGCGGACUUGUAAAGGGUGGACAUGCGCUCCCGGGACGAGAGAGACUUGGAUCGACACGCCAUGCGGCCUCACCAUCACCACGAAAAAGCUCGACAUCUGCCAGACAGUACGCGGGGCCAUGGGCAACGUCGGAAAGCAGUACAUCAACACCAUCGGCGCCGUGUGCAACUGCCUUCCCAAAUUCUUCGAAAUGGCUGGCAGAGACCUCUUCAAGUCCGUCUCUUCCGGCUCCGCGCUGACGGGUGCCGCGUCGGCCAUGAUCGGCGAGAUUAUGCAACUGCAAAAGUGCGCGAUCGAUAACGGCUUCAACGUCAAAGACAACAAAGAAGAAGUUAUGCGUGGCGACCUUGCGUCCACCGACGGCUGGACAGUCAUUCAAGCCACAGAGAUCGAUCUAGCGACCUACGGUGAAUUGGCUGCGGCCAUCGGCGCGUGCGUGCUCGGAAGCUGCGACACGAUCGGCACCUUUUUCGUGCGCUACCUCGAAAAGUCCAAGGAAGUCAUGGAGAAGCAGAUCACCACCGCACUCAACCAGUGGAUCAACGUCUUCGACAAGAUCGAGGAGCAGAUCAAGAAAAUCGGCGCGUCGGUUGAGGUGUUGGUCAGCAGGCUCGACGGACUACCUGCCAAGAUCAAGGCUAUCGAGGAGAAGGCCUGCAAGUCGGGCAACUGCGUGGUUGGAGAGGUCACGUCGUUUAUGCAGCAAGACGCUGCUUGGCGGAGAACAAAGCUAACAAAACGGCCAAAAACUAGUAUCCGAAGCCGCCGCCGGUAUCCAAAUCUUCAAAGACGCAAAAAGGCCGCCACCGACGGCGCCGCCGCCGUCGAGAGCAUGAUCGACAUCACCCGCGCCACCAUCGAGGUCGCCAAGUCUAUCCCCGACAGCGAGACCAUCAUCCAGCUCAUUGUUUCCGGCCAGAUUACCGAGAUUCAGGACAUCAUCGAGUCGAUCAAGAUCACCAAGGACGUCGCCAAGUCCUCGAGCGCCAUCGUCGAAGGCCUCCUUGCCAAGGAUUGGUCCAACGUCGGCAGCCUCUCGCCGCCCGUGGCCGCCGGACUCCAGGAGAUCCAGGACCUUCUCAGGACCGAGAUCUCCGAGCCCCUCCGCGAUGUCACGAACACCCUCCAGGGCCUCGGGGCCGUGCUCAACGCCUUCCCCAUCAAGGACGGCAGGUUCAGCUUCAAGAGCGGUGUGUCCAGCUACCGCCGGUGGAGCACCGUCUCGAUGAGCGUGCCCUGCAGUCGCCAGAAGACGCAGCGCUACGAGAUAUCCGGCUUCAAGGGCUCCUUUUCGUAUCCAGAGUUUUACUCGUGUCCCUAUGGGCCCAAGGAGCUGCCCUGGCCGAACCACCAUAUUCCCUACUUCAAGUUCAAGGUCGGUUAA
Molecule: messenger RNA, 1617 nt
Organism: Parascedosporium putredinis
Lineage: Eukaryota; Fungi; Ascomycota; Sordariomycetes; Microascales; Microascaceae
Source: the annotation of a GenBank genome assembly